UGGCCCUAACUGGCCCUGGGUGGUUUAUCUCCACCGUCGGUGGGUGGAUGUGUGAAUGAAUGAUUGUAAGUCGCUUUGAAUAAAAGCGUCAGAUAACUACAAAUGUAAAUGAACAGGCAUGUACGUGUUGCCACAUGUCCAGGAGCUACUACAUUAUGUGCAUGAUGGCCAUCACGUUCCUCAACCUGAUCGGCAUCCCCAUGGAGAUCGCCUUCCUGGACGGGGCGAAUGGCCUGGGCUGGGAACGCUUCAACGUCUUCUCUGACACGCUCUUCCUCAUCGACGUGGCGCUCAACUUUCGCAUGGGCAUCAUCCCAGAGGACAGCGAGGUCGCCAUUUUGGACCUCAAGCAGAUCCGGAUAAGCUAUUUGAGGAGUUGGUUCAUACCAGAUGUGAUCGCAGCAUUCCCCAUCGGAUACAUCCUCUUCUUUGCGGACUUACAGUACAAUAAUGAGGACAACCCCUCCAAGGCAAACAGAAUGAUGAGAAUCCUCAUGUUUGUUCGGAUCCUCAGCCUCAUACGUCUGGUGCGGGUGUCUCGACUUGUGCGCUUCUUCAACGAAGUGGAGAAAGUGUCCAACGCUAACCUUGAGGUGGUGCGGCUCUUCUUCCGUAUCCUGUCCCUGUUCAUGAUGAUCUUCCUACUCUGCCACUGGAACGGCUGCAUCCAGUACUUUGUCCCAAUGCUGGAAGAGUUCCCCGCUGACUGCUGGGUCCGCAAGGAGAACCUCAUGAAUGCCACGGUGAGCGUGAAAUACUCUUGGGGGGUGUUCCGUGCUCUGUCCCAGAUGAUCGCCCUCUCCUAUGGCUCUAUGGAUGCCCCUACAAACUAUGUGGAGUUGUGGAUUGUGAUGGUCAGUAUGAUCUCCGGCUGCAUGAUGUACACGGUGCUGGUGGCCAACGCUACGACCAUGAUAGCCAACACAGACCCCACCGCCAAGGAGUACAAGAGCAAGAUGUGCCGUUUAGAACACUACAUGACCUUCAUGAAGCUACCCCCUGAGCUGCAGCUGCGGAUCAGCAAGUACUACCAGGCGCGCUACGGGGGGAAGUGGUUUGAUGAGAACGACGUCAUCGACACGGUCUCCUCUGCGCUGAAGGAGGAGAUGCUGCUGGCCAUGUGCAGCCGGCUGCUGAAGAAGGUGCCCAUGUUCCAGGACCAGGACGCCCACUUCAUCAACGCUGUGCUGCUCAAGCUCAGCUACGAGGUGUUUCUUGAGGGGGACGUGAUCGCCCGGGAGAACGCGCCCGGAGACCGCAUGUUUUUCAUCGACCACGGGGAGGUGGGCCUGGAGGCCGGUUCCUUCCAGAAGGACCUCUGCGAUGGGGACUACUUUGGAGAGAUCUGUGUGCUGACCAAGGGAAAGCAUCUGGCCACAGCGCGGGCGUUGACCGACUGCCAGUGCUUCUCUCUGUCCUGGCAGGGCUUCCAGCAGGCCCUGGUCGGCUUCCCCGACGUCCGCAAAGACCUGGAGAAGCUGGUCCAGCUACAGGCCGACCAGUGCUCCAACGGGGUGUAGGAGCCCGGGAACACAGAGGAACAGAGCUCUACUGAAUCAACUCGGGUACAAAGACAGCUGCUGGUGGAUGGACUCUUUUUUUCAAGUAUAGGAACACUUGGUUUUAUACAAGAGCUCAAGUAUAAAGUAUAUUUUAAAUGGUUUUAUACUCAGAGUUGAAGGACAUGAAAUAUAUUGUACAAGUAUACAAUUGUAAUCAGUGUAAACCAGGGAUUACUGGUACUAGUAUCCUAACUAUGUGAAUGUAUUGUUGAAAUUAUUUUUAUAAGAGCCAUAUAUUGAUAUUAUUUUGCAAACAUAUCCACGCGUCGGAGAGUGGAAUGCAGGUCUUCUGCUUGGAUUAUAAGAAUGUCUUUUUCGCAACAGUAACUUUCCGUCUACAGUAUACAGCUUUGACUCCUGGCUCAUUGCCAUAAUGUGUGGUGAUUUUAUGAUGAUGUUGAACAGUUUUAAGUUUCAAGCGGUGAAUAACAU
Messenger RNA from Gadus morhua (Atlantic cod), 1994 nucleotides. Its product is annotated as potassium/sodium hyperpolarization-activated cyclic nucleotide-gated channel 1. Bases 135 to 1520 code for a protein of 461 amino acids. The record is from RefSeq and is a predicted model, not a curated record. Gene Ontology annotation, biological process: potassium ion transmembrane transport; regulation of membrane depolarization; sodium ion transmembrane transport. Gene Ontology annotation, molecular function: voltage-gated potassium channel activity. The transcript is spliced from 9 exons. Gene Ontology annotation, cellular component: membrane; HCN channel complex; axon. Lineage: Eukaryota; Metazoa; Chordata; Actinopteri; Gadiformes; Gadidae.